UUGGCCUUCGCUGGUCCCACUAGCAUUACGCCAGGCCACCAACCCAUCUACGCUUCUCACUCCACUCACCAGCAUCGAUGGAAAUCUGAAGGUUCAGCUUUCAAAAGCCCAAAGCAGCUCAUCUUCUAACAUAUUGAAAAAUCCAUUAAACACCUCCAGGCUUCAACAACCCCUGUAUUUUCCUUUUUCCCACCAACCCCCUGCCUUUGUUUUUCAUCCUUUCUUCGGACUACUUUUUUGGUUUGCUUUUAAUUUAUGUGACUGAGAAACAACAGGAUCCAAGAGGCCAAAACCGGUGUUUUUGCUUUAAUAAUUAAUUCUCUUCAUCCAAAUGGCAAAUUCUCUUUGUACUUCAACAAGCAUUUCCCGUGUUGGUUUUAGCUCCCAAUUUCUGGGAUCAAAUUCCUCGUCAAAGGCUUACGUUUCCCUUUCUUUGCCUUCUUCUCAUGCCAAUCUCUCCGUCAAAUCUGUUGAGACUUCUAGACAACAGUCAUGGAGAAUCAGUGCAAUGUCUAAGGCAGAGAAUAGCAGCUUUGAGCAAGUGAAAGUUGAUAUCUCUCUGAGCCCCAGAGUUAACUCUGUGAAGCCUUCAAAGACAGUGGCUAUAACUGAUCAUGCAACUGCUCUUGCACAAGCUGGUGUCCCUGUUAUUCGAUUGGCUGCCGGCGAGCCUGAUUUUGAUACACCAGCUGUUAUAGCAGAGGCUGGGAUAAAUGCAAUUCGUGAAGGUUACACACGGUACACACCCAAUGCAGGUACUAUGGAACUUCGGGCGGCAAUUUGUCAUAAGCUAAAAGAGGAGAAUGGAAUCUCUUAUACACCUGAUCAAAUUUUGGUCAGUAAUGGUGCUAAGCAGAGUAUCCUUCAAGCGGUUCUUGCAGUUUGUUCUCCUGGUGAUGAGGUCAUAAUUCCUGCUCCAUUUUGGGUUAGUUACCCAGAAAUGGCAAGGCUGGCUGAUGCAACACCUGUUAUUCUUCCGACACUCAUCUCUGAAAAUUUUCUAUUGGAUCCAAAGCUCCUUGAGUCUAAAAUCACCGAAAAGUCAAGACUGUUGAUUCUAUGUUCUCCAUCCAACCCAACUGGGUCUGUUUACCCUAAGAAACUGCUUGAAACAAUUGCAGAAAUUGUAGCAAAGCAUCCCAGGCUUCUGGUUCUGUCUGAUGAAAUAUACGAACAUAUAAUUUAUGCACCGGCAAUUCACACGAGCUUUGCAUCAUUGCCAGGCAUGUGGGAGCGGACUCUAACAGUCAAUGGCUUUUCCAAGGCUUUUGCAAUGACUGGUUGGCGACUCGGAUAUAUUGCCGGACCUAAGCACUUUGUUGCAGCAUGUAAUAAAAUCCAGAGUCAGGCCACUUCAGGAGCUAGUAGUAUAUCACAAAAAGCAGGAGUUGCUGCCUUGGGUCUGGGCUAUGCUGGUGGGGAAGCAGUUUCCACCAUGGUGAAAGCAUUCAGGGAACGGCGGGAUUUCUUGGUUAAAAGCUUCAGGGAAUUGGAAGGUGUUAAGAUAUCAGAACCUCAGGGUGCUUUCUAUCUCUUCAUUGAUUUCAGUUCUUACUAUGGAAUAGAAGCUGAAGGUUUUGGUAAAAUUGAAAAUUCAGAGUCACUUUGUCGAUACCUCCUGGACAAGGCUCAGGUUGCACUAGUUCCUGGAGAUGCAUUUGGGGACGAUAGCUGCAUUCGCAUAUCAUAUGCAGCAUCCCUCACCACCUUACAAGCUGCUUUUGAGAGAAUUAAAAAAGCACUCGUCUCCCCGAGGCCAGCUGUUCCUGUUUAACACUGAUGAAUAAUCAUGCAGCAUGUUGUAAUUGUUGUACCUUAUUUGGGGAUUUGAAAUUUUUUUUUUUAAUAAGUUUUCUGAAGAAAAUUCUGGGUUUUCUAGGUUCAUUUGUUCUCCCAUAAUUGUCUCGCAUUCUAGGAAAUAGGACUUCAUGCUCAUGUGUCUGGAGCUCGAAUGCACGAGUGUAACUGUGUACGCUUGAAAUGAAACGCAAAACGGAUAUUCAUUUUGAGUCCGAUAUUCUGGCCCAAUUGAUAUUAAGGUCUCGUUUACGUGGGCUUCUUAACCUAGUUCUUUGUCUUGAACAGAAUAUAUAAUGGCCUACUGCAACACAAAUAUCUAAAAGGAAUAGCCUCUUGGAUUGCUGCCAUGUCCCAUUCAUUUGUUUUUUUGGUUUUAUUUGUGCAUUAUUUUUUGAAAAUUUAAAAAGAAGAAAAAACAAAUGAACAUGGUUUUGCAUAUAAGAAAAGAAAGCAAGAAAUGAACGUUGUUUGCAUGUUGACAAUAAUUUCAGUUCAUGUUUGUGGAAGACCCUUCACGACAAGUCAAAGCGUUCCCAUUUUGUUGUUCAUGU
Durio zibethinus is the source of this 2351-nucleotide messenger RNA. RefSeq names its product bifunctional aspartate aminotransferase and glutamate/aspartate-prephenate aminotransferase. NCBI's taxonomy places the organism in Eukaryota, Viridiplantae, Streptophyta, Magnoliopsida, Malvales, Malvaceae. The record is from RefSeq and is a predicted model, not a curated record. Gene Ontology annotation, molecular function: pyridoxal phosphate binding; transaminase activity. Gene Ontology annotation, biological process: amino acid metabolic process; biosynthetic process.